This is a messenger RNA of Trichoderma reesei QM6a, 906 nucleotides long. RefSeq lists its product as uncharacterized. The coding region runs from base 1 to 906 and encodes 301 amino acids. Gene Ontology annotation, molecular function: ATP-dependent FeS chaperone activity; ATP binding; 4 iron, 4 sulfur cluster binding. Gene Ontology annotation, biological process: iron-sulfur cluster assembly; mitochondrial respiratory chain complex I assembly. Gene Ontology annotation, cellular component: mitochondrion. The transcript is spliced from 5 exons. The record is from RefSeq and is a predicted model, not a curated record. NCBI's taxonomy places the organism in Eukaryota, Fungi, Ascomycota, Sordariomycetes, Hypocreales, Hypocreaceae.
AUGCGGACUACUUCCUCACUGCUCUUUCGAGCUUCAAGAGCUCUUCAACAUGAAAACCCCCUCGGCCUGCCUCGAUCAGGCACUCCGCCGACCUGGCCAAAACGGCCUCAAAGACGGAAAAUCACCGGAGUGGACAAGGUCAUCGCAGUGUCUUCAGCCAAAGGCGGCGUCGGCAAAAGCACAGUUGCAGCAAACCUAUCACUGGCCUUUGCUAGGCUAGGAUUCCGCGCCGGAAUACUAGAUACCGACAUCUUCGGCCCUUCUAUACCUACUCUAUUCGAUCUCUCAGGGGAGCCAAGGCUAUCUAGCAACAAUCAACUGAUACCUUUGACGAACUACGGAGUAAAGACAAUGUCCAUGGGCUACCUCGUGGGCGAGAGUGCCCCUGUGGUAUGGAGGGGGCCAAUGGUCAUGAAGGCAAUCCAGCAGUUGCUUCACGAAGUGGACUGGGGCGGCUUGGAUAUCCUUGUCUUGGACCUACCCCCGGGAACAGGAGACACACAGUUGACCAUCACUCAGCAAGUCAUUUUAGACGGAUCCGUCAUCGUCACCACACCACAUACUCUGGCCACAAAGGAUGCAGUCAAGGGCAUCAACAUGUUCAAAACAGUUGGCGUCGACAUCUUAGGCCUGGUGCAGAAUAUGUCUCUGUUCCACUGCCCCAACUGCCAUCACGAUACUCACGUCUUUGGAUCGAACAAGAGAGUAGAGAAGCUGUGUCAGGAUCAUGACAUUGACUUUCUUGGAGACAUUCCUCUUCAUCCCAACAUUGGUGAUGAUGGGGAAAGAGGCAAGCCGACUGUCGUCUCUGAGCCAUCCAGCGAACGAGCAUCGGCCUUUCUCCGUAUAGCUAGAGCUAUCUGCCCCAAGAUUGACCUGGAGGGAGCCGGCCGCCAGAACAAUUAA